AUGGCCGAAGUGUCUAAAAGCAUCACCGCUCCAGAUGUUCAGAUUGAGACGGCAGAGAAAGACUUGUAUUCACUUCAAAGUGGAUCUGUGUCACAGAUCGGCGAGUCUCCUCCCGGAAUAGACGCAGAAGUUGCCCAAUUCUUCGCGGAAGCACAGUCAAGCACAAGACACAUUGUCAUUGACGAUGAGACUAAUAGACGUUUGCGGUGGAUGGUCCACAAACGCGUCCUUACGGUCAUGGUCAUCACCUACUUCGCUCAGACUUUGGACAAAGGGACCAUCAACUUCGCGUCCAUUAUGGGCAUUAUUCCUGACAACCACCUUCAUGGACAGCAAUACGCCUGGUUAACUACCUGCGUUUACAUCGCUAUCUUAAUCUGGGAGUUCCCCACCAAUCGACUAUUGCAGCGACUUCCUAUCGCCAAAUACCUUGCAUUCAAUAUUGCGGCUUGGGGCGUCGUCCUGGCAUGUACAGCUGCUUGCUCGAAUUUCACAGGUCUAGUGAUUGUGAGGACCCUCCUCGGGGUCUUUGAGUGUGUCUGCCAGCCUGCUUUCGUUUUCUUAUCGACCAUGUGGUAUACCCGCGAGGAGCAAGCCCUCGUCAUCGGUUCCUUCUACUCUAUGAAUGGUUUCCAGCAAUGUGUUGGCGGUCUGAUUGCUUACGGGAUUGCACAUAUCAACACCGCCAAACUGAAGAACUGGCAGAUACUAUUCACCAUUCUUGGCUGUCUGACAUUCGUAUGGGGGAUUUUUGUUGCUUGGUACCUUCCUGACAGCCCAAUGCGAGCACGCUGCUUUUCGCCAGAAGACCGACUUCUCCUUGCUGAGCGUGUCCGAAAAAACGACACAGGAAUCCAAAACAAGGACUUCAAAGUUCGUCUACCAGCCUUUAAAUCAUCAAGCGGGCGAGUGAUUUCCACACUAAUCCAUGCCUGGCUUAUCAUAAUAGCACGUUUAGUCGAAGCUCUCAAAGAUCUCACAGUCUGGGCUAUUGUUUUGAUUUCAUUUACCAAUGCGCUGCCCACGGGGGGAUUAGGCGCAUUUUCGAAUAUCAUUCUCACCGAGUUUGGAUUCUCUCAACUACAAACGUACCUGCUAGCAAUUGCUCAAGGUUUGAUCAUGCCUUCUAUCUUCGCUGAACUGUUCGUAACGGUUCCCAGGCGCUAUCGUGAGCAUACCAUGCCUGGUGUAUUAUUGCUUUCGCUACUAAUGUUUGCUUUUGUGAAGAUUAUGCUCUUCCUUUUCAGUGCGGCUUAUCUCUCUAAGAAGUUCAACCAGAGGCUACUUCUCGCUUUCAUAUAUACGCUUCCCAAUAUCGCUGGGACUAUCGUCUUUAUAUGUGUCCCUGCGAACCCAACAACGAAAGUCGGCCUGCUGAUUGCAUUCUACUGCACCCAGGGCUUUGGAGCUGUCGCUGUUCUCAAUUUAGCAGUAAUGUCAGGUAAUAUUGCGGGGAGGACCAAGCAAGUUAUCGCUUCUAGUCUUUGUUUCGUAGCUUGGGCGGUGGGCAAUGCCAUCGGUCCACAAGUUUUCCAAGACUCCGACAAACCUCGUUACAUCCGGGCUUUCAUUGUUCAUCUGGUGGUCUAUGGGGUCCAACUUGCAACAAUCGCGUUCCUGCGGUUGCGUUUACUACGGAAUAAUGUUCUGAAGGCUAGGGCACAGGCAUCGGAGGCGAACGGCGAUCUCAGUGAUAGCUCGGCUCACAAACAUGCUUUUGAUGACCUCACCGACCAAGAGAACCCAGAUUUUCGCUAUGUGUAUUAA
Molecule: messenger RNA, 1767 nt
Organism: Pleurotus ostreatus (oyster mushroom)
Lineage: Eukaryota; Fungi; Basidiomycota; Agaricomycetes; Agaricales; Pleurotaceae
Exons: 20
Coding region: 1-1767 (588 amino acids)
Biological process (GO): transmembrane transport
Cellular component (GO): membrane
Molecular function (GO): transmembrane transporter activity
Source: RefSeq, a predicted model, not a curated record